Molecule: messenger RNA, 1335 nt
Organism: Vicia villosa (hairy vetch)
Lineage: Eukaryota; Viridiplantae; Streptophyta; Magnoliopsida; Fabales; Fabaceae
Product: aspartic proteinase CDR1-like
Exons: 1
Coding region: 1-1335 (444 amino acids)
Cellular component (GO): extracellular region
Source: RefSeq, a predicted model, not a curated record
AUGUCUUGUUUGUCAUGUUUGAUGUUUAUUUUCUUUUGUUUUUCUUAUUUCAUUUAUCUUUCUCGUGCGUUAAAUAAUGGUUUUAGUGUUGAACUCAUUCAUCGAGAUUCUUCAAAAUCACCGGUCUACAAUCCUACGGAAACUAAAUUCCAAAGAAUUCACAAUGCUGUGCAACGUUCAAUUAAUCGUGCCAAUCACUUCAGCAAACAAUUUUCACCUGAUACAAACAAUCCAGUAUCAACCUUAACCCCAGAUUCAGCGGAAUAUUUCAUGAGUUUCGCAGUUGGUACCCCACCUUUUCAGACCUAUGGUAUCAUAGAUACAGGUAGUUCCUUAAUUUGGCUUCAAUGCCUACCUUGUUAUGCAUGUUUUAAUCAAACCUCUCCCAAAUUUAAUCAUUCAAAAUCUUCAAGUUACAAAAAUAUACAUUGCUCUUCUAGGAAAUGUAAAGAUGCGAUAGAUGUAUUUCCAUCGUGCUCCCAAAAUGAAGAUGUUUGUGAGUACAAUAUUCAAUAUGGUACUGGAAUUAAUUCACAAGGAGAUCUUAGUGUGGAUACUCUAACAUUAAAUUCCACCUCGGACUCUAUUGUCGUAUUUCCUAAGAUUGUGAUAGGAUGUGGACACAACAAUUCGAUUCCGUACAACGGUCGAAUAUCUGGUAUAGUUGGCAUGGGAAGUGGACCAAUAUCUCUUAUACAACAGUUAGGCUCUUCAAUUGAAAGAAAAUUUUCAUAUUGUUUGAUUCCUGCUUAUAAUGAUUUUGGUGAAUCAUCCUUCACUAGCAAACUCAACUUUGGAAAUGAUGCUGUUGUUUCGGGUAAAGGAGUUGUUUCGACUCCCAUGAGUAAAUAUCAAAGUGGCUUCUCAGUGACAUUGGAAGCAAUUAGUGUGGGAAAUAAAAGAAUAAAAUAUGAAGGGGUUAAAAUUGAAGGAAAAAAUACUUCUACCCGAAAUGCUUUUAUUGACUCAGGCACACCAUUGACGUUGUUGCCACCUUAUUUUCACUCUAAGUUGGAAUCAACAGCGGCAAAAAUGAUUAAGCUACAGCGUAUUGAGCCACCUAACCCCUUCAAAACUCUAAGUCUUUGUUACAAUACGACAUGGGAACAAUCAAAUAAUUUUCCUAUUAUUAGGACGCAUUUUAGUGGUGCAGAUGUCAAGUUAUAUUAUAAUAGCACAUUUUUUGAAGUUCAGAAAGGGAUUAAGUGUUUUGCUUUUGUUCCAUCUCAAGGUGAUAUCAUUUUUGGGAACUUUGCACAACAUAACCAUUUAGUUGGUUAUGAUCUCCAAAAAAAUGUAAUCUCUUUUAAGCCUACUGAUUGCAUCAACUACUAG